AUGACAAAGCUUCUCUGCAAUUUCGCUUUGAUUUCAUCCCUCUUUGUCAGCGUUCAUUCCUUUGCUCCUUAUCAUCACCGAACGAUCAACUUGCCCAAGAUCUCUAACGAAAUUCACUCAUCUAGCACUAUCAUGAGCGGUCUUCCCAGCCCGCACAACUUGGCCGGAAAGCUAAUUCCUACUUUGCCUGGAAUUCCCUCUAGCUCAAUCUCAUCUGUCGUUUCGAGCUAUCCAGGAGAUCUCGUGCUCAUCGCGUUCAUGGCCUGCUUGCCAUUGGUGCUCAACGAGAUUCUCAACGAUGUUGUUCCGAAAAAGUUUCGUUCGUUUACGAAUCAAUUUGAUGCAGCAGCUAGGAUUUCGGGGAUAUUGUAUGGAAUGUUCCUCUUCGAUGCCGUGUUUGCUCACGUUUUAGGUCGACAGGCGGUCGUGGGAAAGCAGAUUAGCUCCGUUUUGUUUCUUCUUGCGUGGUGGUUGCCUAGUCGACUCUCGAUCGUUCGUCUUGUGAAACCGAAGGUCGAAUGGAUGCAAAACGGAUCUGAAACGGAACGUGGCCUACUUAAUCGUCUGGGGGCGUUGGCGGUGUAUUUGGGUGCUACUGUGGUCGCUACAAAGUCGUUAAGCAUGAGCGUCUCGCAAGCUAUGGGAUACGCAGUCAUGCCAGCAUUGGUUGCUAUCCUCAAGUAA
Messenger RNA from Phaeodactylum tricornutum CCAP 1055/1, 684 nucleotides. RefSeq lists its product with no specific name. Bases 1 to 684 code for a protein of 227 amino acids. The record is from RefSeq and is a predicted model, not a curated record. The transcript has a single exon. Lineage: Eukaryota; Bacillariophyta; Bacillariophyceae; Surirellales; Neidiaceae.